AUGACACCAAAAAGAAAUGUACCUGCCAGGUACUGUUUUCUCAGUACCUAUGAAGCCAUAUUUGCAGCUCUCUUUGUCAUAAUGGUGGUGAUUUGUGCUGGAUUAAUUGCAGUGUCCUUGCUGGCAAUCAAGGAAACAGAAAAAGAUGCAGAAUUUGGGAAAAGUCAUGAAGCCAGAGGAACAUUUAAAAUAACAUCCGGAGCUACAUAUAACCCUAAUUUGCAAGAUAAACUCUCAGUGGAGUUCAAAGUCCUCGCAUUUGACCUUCAGCAAAUGUUGGAUGAGAUCUUUCAAUCAAGUAAACUGAAGAAUGUAUAUAAAAACUCAAGAGUUUUACAAUUUAUAAAUGGCAGCAUUGUAGUUAUAUUUGACCUUUCCUUUGGCCAGUGGGUAUCAAAUGAAAAUGUAAAAGAAGAAUUGAUACACGGUAUUGAAGCAAAUAAAUCCAGUCAACUGGCCACUUUCCAGAUUGAUAUGAACAGCAUUGAUAUCACAGGUAUCUUGACUACUAGCAGUUCUCUGGCAUCUCCAGAAAAUAUCUCAGUAGAAUGCUCACCUCCCUCAAGACUUUGUGCUGAUGGGCUAACUUGUGUCAGAACUGAUUUGUUCUGUGAUGGAGAAGCCAACUGUCCCGAUGGUUCAGAUGAAGACAGUAAAGUAUGUGCAACAGUUUGUGAUGGAAAAUUUUUGUUGACUAGAUCUUCUGGGUCAUUCCAGGCUACUCAUCAUCCAAAACCUUCUGAAUCCAGUGUUGUUUGUCAGUGGAUUAUACGUGUAAACCAAGGACUUUCCGUUAAACUGAGCUUUGAUUCUUUUAAUACAUUUUACACCGAUGUAUUAAAUAUUUAUGAAGGUGUGGGCACAAACAAGAUUUUAAGAGCUUCUCUUUAUGAAACUAAUCCUGGCACAAUUCGGAUUUUUUCCAACCAAGUUACUGCCACCUUUCUUAUAGCAUCUAAUAAAAAUGACUAUAUUGGGUUUACUGUAACAUAUACUGCAUUUAACAGCAAAGAGAUUAAUAAUUAUGAGAAAAUUAACUGUAAUUUUGAAGAUGGCUUUUGUUUCUGGACCCAGGACUUAAACGAUGAUAAUGAAUGGGAAAGAUUUCGGGGAAAAGCUCUCCCUCCUUUUAGUGGACCAGAUUUUGACCACACUUUUGGGAAUAGUUCAGGAUAUUAUAUUUCUACACCAUUUGGACCAGGGAGAAAAGAAAGAGUCAGCCUUUUAAGUCUCCCUUUAAACCCCAGUUUGGAACCAGUGUGCCUUAGUUUCUGGUAUUACAUGUGUGGUGAAAAUGUCUAUAAAUUAAGCGUUAAUAUCAGCAGUAAGCAAAACAAGGAGAAGACAAUUUUUCAGAAGGAAGGAAAUUAUGGACAAAAUUGGAAUUAUGGACAAGUAACAUUAAAUGAGACAGCGGAAUUUAAGGUUGCUUUUAAUGCUUAUAAAAAUGAGUUAUGGAGGGACAUAGGACUGGAUGACAUUAGCCUAACACAUGGGGUUUGCAACAAAAGUCCCUAUCCAGAACCAACGUUGGUCCCAACUCCUCCACCAGAACUUCCUACGGACUGUGGAGGGCCUUUUGAACUGUGGGAAACAAAUUCAACUUUCACAUCUAUGAACUUUCCUAACAGCUACCCAAAUAAGGCUUUCUGUAUUUGGAAUUUAAAUGCACAAAAGGGAAAGAAUAUCCAACUUCAUUUUCAAGAAUUUGAUUUAGAAAGUAUUUAUGAUGUAGUUGAAAUCAGAGAUGGUGAAGGUGAUUCCCUUCUCUUAGCUGUAUACACAGGGUCUGGUCCAGUAGAGGAUGUGUUCUCAACCACUAACAGAAUGUCUGUGAUUUUCAUCUCUGACGAUAAUGGGGCAAUGGGGGGAUUUAAAGCAAAUUUCACUACUGGCUAUCACUUGGGGAUUCCAGUGCCCUGCGAGGAACAUCAUUUUCAGUGUAUGAAUGGAGAGUGCAUUUCACUGGUGAAUCUCUGUGACGGUGUUCCACACUGUCAGGAUGGCUCAGAUGAAAAACAUUGUGUGCGUCUUUUCAAUUCAACAACGAAGAACGAUGGUUUGGUGCAGUUCAGAAUUCAGAAUGUAUGGUAUGUGGCUUGUGCUGAGAACUGGACCAUGCAGAUUUCAAAUGAUGUUUGCCAACUACUGGGAUUAGGGAGCGGAAAUUCAUCAAUGCCAGUUUUCUCUACUGGAAGUGGGCCAUUUGUAACAGUAAGCACAGCACCAAGUGGCAGCUUAAUACUAACGCCAAGUAAACAGUGUUUGCAGGAUUCACUGAUUAUGUUACAAUGUAACCAUAAAUCCUGUGGGAAAAAAAUGGCAGCUCAAGAAGUCAACCAGAAGAUUGUUGGAGGAAGUAAUGCCAAAGAAGGAGCCUGGCCCUGGGUGGUGAGUCUGUACCUUAACGGCAAGCUGACCUGUGGUGCUUCUCUGGUCAGCCCUGAGUGGCUGGUGUCUGCUGCACACUGUGUGUACGGGAGAAAUGAACAGUCAGCACCGUGGAAAGCAAUACUGGGCCUGCAUAUAGCAUCAAACCUGAGUUCUCCUCAUAUCCAAACAAGAUUGAUAGACCAAAUUAUCAUCAACCCACAUUAUAAUAAACGCACUAAGGACAGUGACAUUGCCAUGAUGCACCUUGAAUUUAAAGUGAACUACACAGAUUACAUACAACCUAUUUGUUUACCAGAAGAAAGUCAAGUUUUUCCUGUAGGAAAGAACUGCUUUAUUGCUGGCUGGGGGAGACUUUACUCUCAAGCUCCUACUGCAGACGAAUUGCAAGAAGCUGAAGUUCCUCUUGUAUCAAAUGAAAAAUGCCAAAAACAAAUGCCAGAAUAUAAUAUUACGGAAAACAUGGUCUGUGCAGGCUAUGAAACAGGAGGAAUUGAUUCCUGUCAGGGUGAUUCUGGAGGACCAUUAAUGUGCCUGGAGGACAACAGGUGGUUCCUGGCGGGUGUGACAUCCUUUGGAUACAAGUGUGGGCUCCCUAAUCGCCCGGGGGUCUAUGCCCGGGUCCCAAGAUUUGUGGAAUGGAUUCAGAGUUUUCUGCAUUAG
Molecule: messenger RNA, 3054 nt
Organism: Condylura cristata (star-nosed mole)
Lineage: Eukaryota; Metazoa; Chordata; Mammalia; Eulipotyphla; Talpidae
Gene: TMPRSS15
Product: transmembrane protease, serine 15
Exons: 26
Coding region: 1-3054 (1017 amino acids)
Biological process (GO): proteolysis
Cellular component (GO): membrane
Molecular function (GO): serine-type endopeptidase activity; protein binding
Source: RefSeq, a predicted model, not a curated record